GCAAUAUACUUAAGAACUUACUAAUGCUUCUUCUUCCUCCUCCUUUAACUAAAGCAUCGUCGUCUUCCUCUUCUAACCCAAAUCCCGGUUUAUGGUUUAUGUUUCGUGUUUUGUCCCACGGAAUAAAAGACUUUCUCAUCUUCCGCCGACUUCAGCCGGGAUGAAUACUUAUCUCUACUUUGCAUGUGUGUGGCUAUUAUUAUGGAAUGAUUAUGAGGCAUCUCUUACCUCAUUUUCUGCUCUAAGUCGCCCAUUAUUUGGUUUUAUACACUUGGAUGGUCCAAGUAACAAGAAAAUGCAGGGUAGGAGGACAUGAGGAGGAGAAGGGUACAUUAAAAAGCUCUAAAAAUGAUCGAUAAGCCACGAAUCUAGACUAGGAAAAAGUUACAUGCGAUAUGCUCUACAAUUUUGAGAGUGCCCUUGGGAACGGGAAUAUUCAAAUAACGUUUCACAAAUGUGUUACAAAAGAAGAUUGUCGAUCAAAAUUUUGAAAUUUUUAAGGUUCUUUCGAAGCUGUCAAUCAAGGGACAUUUUAGUCAACCGAUUAUUUAUUUGGGGAGAACACUCGUUAAAGAAAAUCUCAAAGUCAAGAUGAGUAUGGCAUUUUGGAAAGCUUCUUCGCUCUACUGCAUCGUUCCGAGCGUGGGACUCAUGAGCUUUUUAGUCCUGAAAGAACAUUUCGCUCAUCACGCGUGCAAGGAACGAGAACCGUUCGUGAAGUACGAGUACCUGCGAAUUCGAAACAAGCGAUACCCCUGGGGUGACGGGACUAAAACAUUGUUCCACAACCCUGCAGUAAACCCAUUGCCAGACGGAUAUGAAGACGAGCUUUGAACCCGAGUGACCCAAAUUCUCACCUUCUCGGAACAUUACAAGCCUCAUAUUUCUCCACCAGCACUACUUUAUUCUUGUCAAAAUUAUUCCAAAACUUUUCCACAUCCGCGUGAUGUAUGUACAUUCAGCACAAAAUUGUUAUUUAAUAUAUUUCCGUACGUAUGUAUGACAAGGUUUGUGGGUUCAUGAAUCUCAACUUUCUCCUUUAUAUUAAGAAAGCGCUUUCACUUCUCAAUAAAAAGCCAGUUUACUUAAGUGAA
Molecule: messenger RNA, 1094 nt
Organism: Folsomia candida
Lineage: Eukaryota; Metazoa; Arthropoda; Collembola; Entomobryomorpha; Isotomidae
Product: cytochrome c oxidase subunit 6A1, mitochondrial
Exons: 4
Coding region: 592-834 (80 amino acids)
Biological process (GO): mitochondrial electron transport, cytochrome c to oxygen
Cellular component (GO): mitochondrial inner membrane
Molecular function (GO): enzyme regulator activity
Source: RefSeq, a predicted model, not a curated record